AUGGCGACAGGUAUACUGAAGGUCAAAGGAACCCAAGUCGUUGGCAACGAUGACAAGCCGGUCAUCCUACGAGGCUGUGCAAUAGGAGGAUGGCUCAACAUGGAGAACUUCAUCGUUGGUUACCCAGGCCAUGAGUCGAGUAUCCGCGCCGCGAUGCUGGAGGUCAUGGGCCAGGAGAAAUACGACUUCUUCUUUGACCGGUGGCUUUACUACUUCUUCACGGAAACUGAUGCGAAGUUCUUCAAGUCAUUGGGCCUGAAUUGCAUUCGCAUCCCUUUCAACUACCGCCAUUUUGAGGAUGACAUGAAUCCGCGAGUGCUCAAGGAAAGCGGAUUCAAGCAUUUGGACCGUGUAAUCGACCUUUGCGCAAAGGAAGGCAUUUACACCAUCUUGGAUAUGCACACCGUCCCCGGAGGCCAGAGCCCAGGGUGGCACUCUGAUAACACGACGAGUUACGCCGCGUUUUGGGACUAUAAGGACCAUCAGGAUCGGACCGUCUGGCUUUGGGAGCAGCUUGCAAAGCGUUACAAGGGUCACCCCUGGAUUGCUGGAUACAACCCGAUCAACGAGCCCUGCGACCCGAAACAUGUCCGUCUGCCUGCCUUCUAUGCUCGAUUUGAGAAGGCAAUCAGGGCGAUCGAUCCGGACCAUAUCUUGUGGCUGGAUGGAAACACGUUUGCAGCAGAAUGGAAAGGGUUCGAUACUGUCCUCCCGAAUUGCGUCUAUGCCCUUCAUGACUACAGCAUGAUGGGCUUUCCUACCGGCCGGCCGUACGAAGGCACCGCUGAGCAAAAGGAGAGACUCGAGCGACAGUUUCUGCGCAAGUCGGAGUUCCAGAGAGAGCAUAACACUGCAAUUUGGAAUGGCGAGUUUGGUCCGGUCUAUGCCAACCCGAAAUGGGACGAGAAUGCGGAGGAAGUGAACCAAAAACGCUAUAACAUGUUAGGCGAGCAGCUACGGAUCUACGACAAAUUCCAGAUUCCCUGGUCUAUCUGGCUGUGGAAGGAUGUCGGUUUGCAAGGCAUGGUCUACACUGCUCCCGAUUCGGCCUGGAACAAGCUGAUCGAUCCAAUCCUGGAGAAGAAGAAGCGCCUGCAGCUUGACGCAUGGGGAAAGUAUCCGUCCAAAGAAGUGGAAGACCUCAUCCAGCCGCUCGUCAGCUGGAUUGAUUCCGUCUCGCCUACGGCUAAGGACGUCUACCCGUCCACCUGGAACACUGCAAGGCAUAUUGAGCGUCAAGUCCUGCAGACGUUCCUUGCGGAGACGUUCUGUCAAGAAUUUGCCGAACUGUUUCGCGCCAAGGACCAAGACGCCUUGGAGGAAUUGGCAAAGAGCUUCAGCUUUGACAACUGCGUUCAGCGCGACGGCCUGAACAAGAUCAUGUCCGACUAUGCCGCGAUCGCCACAAGCUCCGCCGGAAAAUAG
Messenger RNA from Cladophialophora yegresii CBS 114405, 1425 nucleotides. Its product is annotated as murein transglycosylase. The transcript is spliced from 2 exons. NCBI's taxonomy places the organism in Eukaryota, Fungi, Ascomycota, Eurotiomycetes, Chaetothyriales, Herpotrichiellaceae. Gene Ontology annotation, biological process: glucan catabolic process. The coding region runs from base 1 to 1425 and encodes 474 amino acids. Gene Ontology annotation, cellular component: extracellular region; cell surface. Gene Ontology annotation, molecular function: beta-glucosidase activity. The record is from RefSeq and is a predicted model, not a curated record.